This is a messenger RNA of Dinoponera quadriceps, 2248 nucleotides long. Its product is annotated as TNF receptor-associated factor 5. Gene Ontology annotation, biological process: tumor necrosis factor-mediated signaling pathway; positive regulation of JNK cascade; regulation of canonical NF-kappaB signal transduction. Lineage: Eukaryota; Metazoa; Arthropoda; Insecta; Hymenoptera; Formicidae. The record is from RefSeq and is a predicted model, not a curated record. Gene Ontology annotation, cellular component: plasma membrane signaling receptor complex; cytoplasmic side of plasma membrane. Gene Ontology annotation, molecular function: zinc ion binding; tumor necrosis factor receptor binding; ubiquitin protein ligase binding. The transcript has a single exon. Bases 402 to 1793 code for a protein of 463 amino acids.
CUCCAAGUCGGGGAUAAUAAAUCUCCCCGGAUGGAUUUAUCGUCUUACUUAUCUGCAGAUAUAAGCGAGCGCGAGUCCCUUGAUUACGCGUUACACAAAUAUUAAUUGAAGUUGCGCGCCGUGUACGAGCGUCGCGAUUUAAUUUGCGUCGCGGUGCGACGCGACACGUUGAAUGUACGUCGCGCGUAAAAAAUGUAACGUCGGAUAUACCCACGCAGUUACCUGCGAUAUUAUCUCCGCGUCAUCCCUCCCCCGCCUCUUCUUAUCAGCCGGAGAUCGCGUAAUCUCCAUUUACCCGAGGAUUGUUAUCGAGUUUUUCAACUUGGCGCGGUAUCGUGCACGAGUCAGUGCCGCGCCAGUAUCGUUGAACGCGGUUUUCCGCCUCGCCGAAACGAGGAAACAUGAGCGAGCACGUUCACACGAUAGUGCGCCGCAGCGUGUCCUGCUACUUCUGCAACGAGUUCCUGGAGGAGAGGCACCUGUCCGAGCACAUGGCUCAGUGCUCGUCGGUUCUGGAGGAGUGUCCGAACAAGUGCGGCGUCUACGUGCCGCGCAGACACCUGGAGAGCCAUCGGAAGUCGUGCGGCAGGAGGAUGUCGAGGAAGUCGUGUCUCGAGGACUCGGUGUGGAAGGAGAAGGUGUUCUCGGUGCUGACGCUGCUGCGGCUGGCGAUCGAUUACGGGGAGAAGGAGCGGGCGCACCUGCGCGACGCUCUCUCGAGGAACUCGCACCUGCUGCACUCUCAGCAGGAGUCGCUCGCCGCGCUGCGCUCGGACGUUGGAAUGGUGGUCGAGAAGACUCGCGCCGGCGUCGCCCUGCUCAACCAGAGGCUGGACGACCUGGAGAUCAUCACGGACGACGCGCAGCACCGCAGCAGCGCGAGCUUCCGGCAGAUCUCCGAGCAGCUGAAGCUGUUCGAGCUGGCCGACGAGCGAAGCAGGCGGCAGGACGAUCGGCUCGGAGAGUUGAGGGAGCUCAGGACCUUCGUCGCGAAAGAGGGCGUGCGCGUGGGAGACAUGUGGCAGGAGCAGACCCAGCGUAUCAACGAUCUGAAGCUCGAGCUGGAGAUGAGGUGCAGGGACUCGAAGGAGCUGACGGCCAAGCACGACGCUCUGUCGAGAAACGUGGACGAUCUGCUGGAGGAGAUCCGCAAGCAAGCCGAGAGCACAGCCAGGCAGAAGUCCGACCUGAAGGGCCUGAAAUUCCAAAUGAGGCAGAAUCUCAAGUACAUGGAGGAGCUGAUCGCGGAGAGCAGCCCCGGAGCGGAGUUCCCCGAGGCGAAUUCCUGCGCCUGCUCGGAAGAGAGGCUGUUCCCCGCCUCGACGAACGGUCGUCUCAUAUGGCGAGUCGACGGCUACAGGGAGAAGAUGAACGCGGCCAAGGAGAAGAACAGCGCGAUCCACAGUCCGGUGUUCCUCGACCGGGAGUACGGUUACACCCUGAGGAUGGAGUUGUUCCUGAACGGCAAGGGCCAGUGGAAGGAUCGUCACAUUAUCGGCUGUCUGCGCGUGGAAAGCGGCAAGUGGGAUCCUCUGCUGGACUGGCCCUGCGUCCUCCGAGCGUCCGUGGUUCUGCGCGAUCAGGAGAAUCCCGCGAACGACCUGAGGAAAAGCGUGAAAACCGUCGGCCGGGACGACACGGACGAUCCCGACAGGAAGUCCGACCUGUACAUGUUCAUUCCCCACACGACGCUCAGCCGGUAUCCGGGCUACACGAAGAGCGACGUCAUGUUUUUCGACGUACAAGUGCGAGAUGUGAAGACCAGUGCCUCUACGGUGUCAGUGGUCCAAUAAUUUCACUCGCUUCUAAUGAUAACGUUAACCGGCGAGUCCGAUAAUGAAAUAGAACAAAUGGUAACAAAUGAUAAUAUAUAACGUACGACGAAAUACAAAGUCUACGAUAACAAUGAAUUGUAAUAAUGAGCUCCGUUUCACUGAUAUAUCAUGGCAGUCGUUUGUAUUAAACUGUCGGGUUUAUCAAAAUCAUUAUUCAUAAAUCUAAUAAUGUUAUCAUCAAUAAGUAGUAAUAAUAAUAACAACUAAUUGUAUAAUUUUACUAGUUGUUUCUUUUCUCUCUCUCUCUCUCUCUCAGAUAUAACAGUUUUAUAACUUCUUCUAUAACUUGAUGAAUGUAACUCGAAAUACCAACGGUUCCCGAACGGGACCGGGACUUUUCAGUGGAGGUCUAAAUGUAAAUAAAAAGAAAGAAAAUAUUACGCUCUACUUUCUCAUGAUGUAUUUGUCGUGUG